UGUUGGUUUGGAGGGAAAAGCCUCUCUGUUGGUGUGAAGUUGAACAGAUAGAACUAAGUGAACACUACAAUUUUACAAAAACAAAGUUGUAAUUUUGUAACGUGCUGUAAAAGUAGGCUAUCUUAACAUCACGCUGUAAGCUUGUUUGCCCUCAGCCCUGUUUAAAAGGCAACUACGGAGACCAUAAAGAUGUGCCAUGGCCCAAACGCUCCUGAAUCACGAGACGAGGAGAUCUCAAGGACGGCAUGGACUUCAAUUUAAUCGAAGAGGCUGAGAGUGGAGUGGAAAGAGUGACACACCGAGGAGAGAAGUUCAUUAUUCUGCUGAAAAGGAAACCAAUGGCUUUCACUGUCACCAUGGCAACCGGCCUUUCUUUUGCCGUCAGACCUAUGAUAAGCGCUGGGAGCUGCUGCUUCUCCCGUCAGAAUGGUCGUGUAAGAGGCCCAGGCUCCGGGCUGUGGAUGUCUCUGCUAUCUUCCAGUGCACGGUGCCACUCCUGGGCCUGCUGACAGCCAGCUGUUGAAGGUGUGUCUCACAGAGGGGGAUCUGGAAGCAGCAGCAGCAGCAGGACCAGUCAGUUGGUUUGAGUGACAGUCCUUUCACUUAAUGAUUCAACUUGGACGCCUUCACUGCCUCAGAAGGAGCCACAGCAAGGGCUGAUCAUCAGGGUUGCAUCCAAACAUGUGCUGUCCUCCUCCUCCUCGCACCAAAACACCGCGCUGUGCGCUCCGGUUGGCUGCACGGUGGAUCUGUGGAGCUGCGCGCUGAUUGGUCGUUCGCUUCUCAUUGUUAUGCUGUCAAUCCACAUCACAUGGUCCGGCCACCAGGCCUAUUAACAGAUGAGCUGGAGAACAAGUUUCAGACUUCUGUUUUGGAGCCGUGAGAGACAGAGCUGCUCUGAGCAAAAGGGAAACCAGAAGCACCUGCACACUCUGUUGCCUCUUUGGGCACAACUUUUUUCAUCGUCUUAUGAGACUGGUCAGUAUCUCUACCUCUUUGACUUCUGGCGUUGCUUGGUGAACUUUUUUUAUUCUAUGUGCCUGUGAAUGAACAACUUCAGAAUGUAUAACAUGAUGGAAACCGAGAUCAAGACCCCGCUACCGCAGUCCAACUCGGGAUCGGCGCCGGGCUCAAAGAACAACAGUGUCAGCGACCAGGAGCGCGUGAAGCGGCCGAUGAACGCCUUCAUGGUGUGGUCCAGGGGACAGCGGAGGAAGAUGGCACAAGAAAACCCCAAAAUGCACAACUCUGAGAUCAGCAAGCGGCUCGGUGCGGACUGGAAACUUCUGACCGACGCUGAGAAGAGACCGUUCAUCGAUGAGGCCAAGCGUCUGCGCGCCAUGCACAUGAAGGAGCACCCGGAUUAUAAAUACCGUCCCCGCAGGAAGACCAAGACCUUACUCAAGAAAGACAAGUACUCUUUGCCAGGGGGUCUGCUUGCACCUGGAGCCAACGUCGUCAACAACUCUGUGUCUGUGGGCCAGAGGAUGGACGGUUACGCGCACAUGAACGGCUGGACGAACAGCGCGUAUUCCCUCAUGCAGGACCAGUUGGCUUACCCGCAGCAUCACAGCAUGAACAGCCCACAGAUCCAGCAGAUGCACCGGUACGAGAUGGCGGGGCUCCAGUACCCCAUGAUGUCCUCAGCGCAGACCUACAUGAAUGCGGCCUCUACGUACAGCAUGUCUCCAGCGUACACGCAGCAGUCCCCUAGCGCCAUGGGACUCAGCUCCAUGGCGUCCGUGUGCAAGACCGAGCCCAGCUCUCCGCCCCCGGCCAUCACGUCCCACUCUCAGCGAGCGUGUUUGGGGGACCUGAGGGAUAUGAUAAGCAUGUACCUGCCUCCCGGCGGGGACAGCGCGGAGCACUCCUCCCUGCAGAGCAGCCGGUUACACAGCGUCCAUCCACACUACCAGAGCGCAGGGACGGGCGUCAACGGCACGCUACCUCUCACACACAUCUGAGAGAGGGACAGAAAAAAAGACUUCUAAAAACUUAAAGAAAAGUACUUCGGAUACUUGAACUUUCUUGGUUGCUAGAAACAACGUUCAACAGUUUUGUUUUGUUCAGAAACAGUUUAAUCUUGAGUUGUCCAUUUUUGAAAAAUAAUUAGAAAUGGACCAGAGUGAUCGUUGAGCCCAUCAGAGUAAAGAGGCUUUUUAUCACAAGUAUAAAGCAAUCAGACGUAUGUAGAAGAAUUGGACUUCUAUAUUUUAAUGAAUGCCAUAUUUUCUCUCCAUGAAAAGGCAUGUGGCCUCGUUCAGAGAGGCUGGUGUAUUUCAGAAAAGCUGGAUGGAAAAAAAAAGUUGCUUCAUAAAUGUUUACACUUAAUUUGUAGAAUGUCAGUUGUCUCGACUGUGUCCAAAUUUUUUGUAGUCUUGUUUUUCUCCUACAAUGAAAUGUUAAGACUGUGCGGGUCGCAAACGCAAGUUUUAUUUAUAGUAAGAUUUUUUUUCUUUUUAGCUUGUGAGCCCGUUUGUUUUGUCACGUGAAAAAUGUUCCAAUUUUUGUUUGUUUUUUGUAAAAUGUUAUUUUCUGUGAUGGUUCUGACAGUGUCAUGUUUACUCAUUCUCCUGAACGAAAAAGGUUUAUUUAAACUGACGUUUCUACAUAUUUUAAGACCAUCCUCUAUUCUUAAAUGCUGAAUAAAUUUGUACGA
Messenger RNA from Notolabrus celidotus (New Zealand spotty), 2659 nucleotides. It is a transcript of the gene sox3, whose product is annotated as SRY-box transcription factor 3. NCBI's taxonomy places the organism in Eukaryota, Metazoa, Chordata, Actinopteri, Labriformes, Labridae. Gene Ontology annotation, molecular function: RNA polymerase II cis-regulatory region sequence-specific DNA binding; DNA-binding transcription factor activity, RNA polymerase II-specific. The transcript is spliced from 5 exons. The record is from RefSeq and is a predicted model, not a curated record. The coding region runs from base 1047 to 1964 and encodes 305 amino acids. Gene Ontology annotation, biological process: cell differentiation; anatomical structure morphogenesis; regulation of DNA-templated transcription.